AUGAAGUGCUUGUAUCUUGUGUCUGUUGUGUUUCACGUGGCUGCAGGCUGCGCUCUCUCUGCUAAUAAUGAUCAAGUGCACACAAUAAGACACAGAGGUGAUUCAGUGCUGUUACCCUGCUCCUGCUCUGACCUGAACACCAAACCUCAGAAACUCACCUGGGGGACCUUCAGAACAGGACCUUACACAGAAGUGUUAAAUGAUGAGCACUACCGUGGCAGACUUCAGCUGUUUAAUAACAUUUCUCCUGCUAAUCUGUCUCUGUUCAUAUCUGACCUGAGAGUAGAGGAUCAGGGAUACUACAGGUGCAGCACUGAGAAGGAAUACAGAGACAUCAGGCUUAAUGUUAAAGGCUGUGAGCUGGUGAAGAAGACAGAGGUAGAGCGUGUGACUGUGUUCACAGGAGAGUCUGUAGUUCUGCCCUGCGUCUGCACUGACAUACAGGACAAACCACAGGAUCUAAAAUGGGAGUUUUACAGAAACAAUCACUAUCAGAAUAUUUACCCUAAACAGACUGGACAUCACAGAAACAGAGUCAAACUGGUCAGUAACAACUCUCCAGGAAACGUCUCUCUACUCAUAUCAGACCUGACUAAAGAGGACGAGGGAGUCUACAGAUGUUCUGUACAGGCUGAUAGCAGAGAUAUCAGACUAUCUGUUAAAGUAAAAAGAGAAACAUCAACACGAAGGAAAACAAAGACAAAACCUCCAUCAAAACAGCGUCAGAGUAAAACAACACACUCUCCACCUGCAUCAACCUCAGCACUGGACCAAGGAAGAAGAGAAACAUCGACACACUUGAGGAAAACAGACACAGCAUUUACAUCAGAGCAGCCUCAUAGUAAAACAACACACUCUCCACCUGCAUCAUCCUCAACAACACUGAAACAAGAUAAAGGUCAAAUGCACAACAGCCUCCCUCUAGGCAUUUUGGCAGUGUUAUUGUUGGUGAUAGUGGCAUUUAUAUGUUGGAGAUGCAGAGGAGGAAGAUGUGGCGAUAACACGAUUACUGAAAGAUGUCAGGGCUGUAAGAAAAAGCAGAAGACUGAUGCUAUUUAUGCUAAUGUAUCCCACAAUAACAAAGCCGGAGCAGCACAGGUCCAGAUCAACACUGGAGAGGAAACUGAAUAUGCCUGCAUUAAAAAAACAACAGCAAAAAAAAGUAAAUAAACAGAGUACAGCGGUACCUCAGCAUUCAAAUGUAAUCCCUUAAGGAGGCGAGUUCUUAAGGCAUUUCCCAAAGGAAAUACUGUAAAUACAGAUAAUCCAUUUCAGCCACCCAAUAAAAAUCACCAAUAUUACCAAUUUUAUAUAAUACAUUUAAAAACAAUCAAAACAAUAGAAAAGACAGUAAAUUAAGACAGUACAUUUAAAUAGGAAAUAAAUAGACAUUAAACCACACUUAACCCUAAUUUAUGA
Messenger RNA from Clarias gariepinus (North African catfish), 1419 nucleotides. RefSeq names its product polymeric immunoglobulin receptor-like. The transcript is spliced from 8 exons. Gene Ontology annotation, cellular component: external side of plasma membrane. NCBI's taxonomy places the organism in Eukaryota, Metazoa, Chordata, Actinopteri, Siluriformes, Clariidae. Gene Ontology annotation, biological process: cell surface receptor signaling pathway; immune response; T cell costimulation. The record is from RefSeq and is a predicted model, not a curated record. Bases 1 to 1170 code for a protein of 389 amino acids.